GAGCCGAAAGCGAACCGGAGGAAGCCUCGAACGAGUAGAUAACUAGCACAAGGGGGAAGAGAAAAAGAAAGGGGGAAGGAAAUUGAAUUGGAAGCGCAAGCAAUCCGCAAACCCUUUCUAGUGUCUUCCCCCUCCUCGAUUCGCGCGGCUUCAUCAUCGGCGGCGGCGGCGAUGGCGCGGAAGAGGAAGACGGACGCCGCGCCGCGGCUGGACGAGGCCGAUCGCACGCUCUACUCCACCUUCUGCGGCGCCGCCAACUCCCUGUCGCAGCUCUACACGCAGGCCAUGGCCCAGCAGAAGCUCUCCUUCCAGGCCGGCGAGCGCCACGCCUUAGAAAAGCUCUACCAGUGGAUCUUGAGGAAGCACGAUGAAGAGGCAAGGCUCACUGUAGCUGAAAUAAUGUCUCAUAUCCAGCAUGAGAUAGAUUAUGGAGGUACUGAUGCACAUGUCUCCCCAAGAGUAAAUCAGCAUCCUCAGAUUGCAAAUCCAUUCACCAAUUCAGUUGUCCCACCUGGAACUGGUUUGUAUGGGCAAUCAGCACCUGGGUUUGCUCCUAGACCCAGCGUCACUGACCAGUCAAAGAAUACAAUAUUCUCUAAUGCCUUAUCAAGCCCAGUGCGCAGGAGUCUCCAGAACUAUCACAUCACUCAAGGUGCUGGCAAUGGAGGCCGGAAUGCUGAAGCAAACUUAGCAGGGGCUAAUAGAGAGACCAAUUCUGCAAGCUCCAACGACACUUCUAUGGAUAUGGUUGCAGACAGCGCCGGGAAUGAAUUCUACCAGUGAUUUGCAGUCAGAUGUUUCUGCGAUCAAGAAGUGUCGCAUGCCAGUAUUGUCUGUGCUUUUUUGGCCUGCCUUUUGUUGAUAUUUUCACCUAAGCUCUCACCUUAUGUGAGCAAUGUAGCUGCACAUCUGGUGAUUCUGGUUUGUUUAAGUUAUUUGGUAUUUUAUAAGUUGAAACGUGUUGGGCAUGCUUUAUUUCCCACAGUGUGUUCGUGAGUUCAAUAUUAUGAAUGUAAAUGCAGAUUGUGUUGUGAUAUAUUCUGAUAUAGGAAGACUGAACUCGCUGAAACUCGAUAAAACUUCUCAAUGCGGGGCAGCAGAACAUUUAUGUAAGAGUAAAAUGCAUGGUUAGUCCA
Molecule: messenger RNA, 1136 nt
Organism: Sorghum bicolor (sorghum)
Lineage: Eukaryota; Viridiplantae; Streptophyta; Magnoliopsida; Poales; Poaceae
Exons: 3
Coding region: 172-783 (203 amino acids)
Source: RefSeq, a predicted model, not a curated record